GUCCUGGUUGUUUAUGUCUUCUAAUUAUUUGGUUGGCCAGCUGCCUCCCGUUCCCCAGAGGGCUGGUGGUUUUCAGUGAUCUCAACUAAAUAAAUAUGUAGAGAGUUCAAUGGUAUUUUAUACUUCGAUUUAAACAUAACUGCACUUCAAGGUCACGAGGUGGAAGGAGAGGAGGGAUAUUGUUAUCUAAACGGGAGCUCCACUAUCAAAACUUAAAGUCCUAACGAAGUUCUCAAUUAGAUGAUAGUGCUCCUCUCUCCUUUUAGCUCUUGACCUUGACGUGCUGCUAGUGCAUUAAAAUCGGAGUAUAGACCGCGAACUGUAGACUUUACCCAAAUUUACACACGGUGGCACAUGUAGGUCAAAGAAUCAAAAGUUGUAAAUUUAAAUUUUUGGCAUUGGAAUGUCCAAUUGGAUGGCAAUGUCCCAGUCUAUUCCAGCUUGUGACCUCCAAGUGCCACUAUGUUUAAAUCUAAGUAUAGUUGAAGUCUCUCCAUCCUAUGGUGGUGGGUGAUUGUCAGGCGGUAGUAUUUGAUCAACAUGGAUUUGAUGAGUUUUUACUAUUCUCGUUAGCAAUCGAGAUUGUGUUGCAAGACAUUCGUUUUUUCUGGGGUUAACUCAAAAGUUGUUUCAGUUUUUUUAAGUUUAUCCCCGUUUUGGUUGUAAAUCCCAUUGUGAAAAUGCAUGAUGUGGGAAAUGCAAGUGUUAAUUAUCCUCAACUUUUGCAUCAAACCUACAACGAAGCAUUACUGAGAAAUGAGCUUGCUCAGAAGCACUGGCAGAAAUUGAAGGAAGAAUACAUGACAUUGGAAUCAUUUUUAAAUGAUCUUCCUAAAGAGUUGUCAAAAGAUGUUAUGGUGCCUGUAGCUCCUCGGGCUCUAAUGCGUGGUAAAAUUGCCCAUUCCAAUGAAAUUCUUGUGUGUCUUGGUCAAGGAUACUUUGUAAAGAGAAGUGCAAUUCAAGCUGUUGAAAUAUGCAAAAGGCGUGAGAAAAUUUGCUCUGACAUGUUGGAGUCAUUAGAAAAAGAGAGGAACUUAUUUAUUGGAAGACAGGAGUUGCCCUUGCAACAAGAUGCUUUUGGUGGUGUCAGAGAAAUUAUUGAAGAGUACAAUGAAGAGGAGGAAACUCAUUGGAAAGCUGAACAUAAAAAAAAGGAACGAGAGUAUCGUCAAAAAUUGGCCGAACUCAGAACAAAGGAGAAAACUGCAGUCGUGGAUGAAGAGUCAUUGUGGCAACGGCUUGAUGAAUUAGAAUUGCAAGAAGAGCUGGAAGAAGAACUUGAUAGAUUACAUGCUGAAGAGAGUGAUGUGGAAGAAGAAGAGGAUGAAGAAGGGGAAGAAGAGGACGAUGAAGAAGAAGAAAAAGGAAAUGAGAGGGAUACAAAGAAAGAAGGAAUGCAAUCUGAAAAAGACCUUCCUAAAGAAGAAAUGCAUGCAAAAUGCCCAUCUCUUGGGCGUCGUGUUUCAUUUGCUGCAUUGGCUGGGGAUGAAAAUGGAGAUGAAGAAUUAAGGAUAGUGUUUCACCAUAGCAAUGUGUCUCCUCCAGAUCCCACACGCUCAGAAAUUAUACAGAGCCCAGCUGAGCUGUACCUUCAUUUCAAAAACGUUUUUCUUACUGAGCCUAAGUCUAUUUUGAAAAAGACAAGUUCAUAUGAAAAUUCCUUUGAUAAUACUUAUGGUGAAGAUUCUCAUGGUGAAGUCACUGAAUAUGAAAGUGCAGUGGAUUUAUCAUCUCCUACACCACCUCCUCCCCCUCCGAUUCGGGAAGAAGUAGUCGAGAGAGUCACAAAUGUAAGCAGUUCUACUCCAGCAGUUGACCGACCAGUUAGUCGCUUUAAAGCAUUGCGCCAACAGAAAAAAAGAUAGUUGCUAUAGCUGGGAAUGAUUCCUAUGGUUGAUUGAUUUGACCUUGGUACCCUUGACCAAAGACUGAAUAUUUUUGACUAAAGGGUGCAGUUGUAACCUUCAAGAGGAAGCAUUUAUUGUGAAAAAUAUUGUCAAUCAAAUUUUUAGUUGAGUUGUACAUAUGUUAUAUAAUCUGCUGUGUGUCAAGAAAAUUCCUAGUGUAGAAUUUCAAACAUAACCAUCAUUGUCAUUUUUUUCUUAUGAUCACAUUUCCCAUUAGCACCCGAAUUAAAUUUGCUACAAGUUACCUGGUGUGCAUGCAAGGCUAUUGAUGAAACUCUCUCUUAGUAUCUUUUGGCAACUUAUUGCUGAAUUGUUACUAUGUUGCU
Molecule: messenger RNA, 2233 nt
Organism: Gryllus bimaculatus (two-spotted cricket)
Lineage: Eukaryota; Metazoa; Arthropoda; Insecta; Orthoptera; Gryllidae
Source: the annotation of a GenBank genome assembly